GAUGGGAGCUGGGUGGAGGAAGGUGCUAUUUCAACAUUACGCUCUCUACUGGGGCUGAUACUUUAAUUUACAUCGCUGUGUGUUUGUUUUCUGAACUGAGAAAUGUAUGUUUGAUAAUGUAUUCAUUUUUGCGAGUUGACGCGUCCAAGGAUGUGACGCGCCUAGACUAGAGAGAGACAGAGCCCCGCCCUUCUCCUGGUGUGGAACGAAAAUGCCCCGUCUCUCCUCCCUCCGCCCCAGGGAUAGAUAGGCUUUCUCCCCGCAACUGCGACCUGUGUAGUAGCUUACUGUCCACAUACAGCGGAUGUCUGACAUGAUAUCCAUGGAAUGCACUGAACGUUAUAUCAACCAGAAACUAGUUUAAGGACUUUCGUAGACUUAGUUUAUAGCUAGAUAGAUAUUGGUUAAAUUAUUUAUUGACAAUGGAAGGAAACAGUAAAUUCACCAGCCUCUUUCACAGACCCAGGUGUCUGGCGGCGGCGGCACCUGGAGGAAAAGCGAAAUUAACUCACCCAGGGAAGGCAAUUCUAGCAGGUGGUAUAGCAGGGGGUAUAGAGAUCUGUAUCACCUUCCCUACAGAGUAUGUGAAGACUCAGCUACAACUGGACGAGAAGGCCAACCCUCCCAAAUACAGGGGCAUCGGUGAUUGUGUGAAGCAGACAGUACAGGGUCAUGGGGUGAGGGGACUGUAUAGAGGACUCAGCUCACUGCUCUACGGAUCCAUACCCAAAUCAGCUGUCAGGUUUGGUGUGUUUGAGUAUCUCAGUAACCAUGCCCGUGACGAGGCAGGGAAGUUGAACAGCACCAGGGGUCUGCUAUGUGGGCUGGGGGCUGGAGUCAUGGAGGCUGUAUUCAUAGUCUGCCCCAUGGAGACUGUCAAGGUUAAGUUCAUCCAUGACCAGUCUUCAGCCAACCCCAAAUACAGAGGCUUCUACCAUGGAGUCAGGGAGAUCAUCAGAACCCAAGGUAUUAGGGGGACCUACCAAGGCCUGACAGCCACCGUUCUGAAGCAGGGCUCCAACCAAGCCAUCCGAUUCUACGUCAUGACCUCCCUCAGGAACUGGUACAAAGGGGAUAACCCCAAUAAGGCUAUUAACCCCGUGGUGACGGGAACGUUUGGAGCCAUUGCAGGAGCAGCCAGUGUGUUCGGGAACACCCCACUGGACGUCAUCAAGACCAGGAUGCAGGGUCUGGAGGCUCAUAAGUAUAAGAGUACACUGGACUGUGCCGUCAAGAUCAUGAGACACGAGGGUGUACGAGCGUUUUAUAAGGGGACGGUUCCUCGGCUGGGCCGUGUGUGUCUGGAUGUGGCCAUCGUCUUCAUCAUCUAUGAGGAGGUGGUCAAGGUUCUCAACACGGUCUGGAAGACUGAGUGAGGGGGUGCAGCUGGAGCCUCUGACCUCUCUGGGCCAGACCGGACAAAUGAGCCUACUACCACUCUGUAGUGGGUGCCCUGUCAUUCUGAGUUAAGCAUAGUGGUUCUGCCUUGGCCUGAGGGUCUAGCUACAGUAACAGUUACAGUAACAGCUACAUGAGUUGAAACUUAUAUCACCCAAUGAAAAAGGUUUUCCUUUUGAUCAGUUAUGACCAAGCCUUUAAUGCAAUUAUUUUAAGUGUGAUACAACAUAUUUUUGAUAAUACUUAUGAUUAGAAUAAUACAUCUUUAAUUGCAGAGCUGCCAAAUUGUGACAAACCUAAUUAUUGUUACAGUUCUACUGUAACACAACUCACCCUUUUGGGCUGGCUAACAGCGUUUUCCUCAAGUGAGAAGUAUGCAUAGAGUAAUAUAUUCUGACCAAGAGAAGAAAAAAAAUGUAAAUAAUAUACUGAUUCAUAAUAUAUUGAUCAGAGUCUUUAUCGAUGUAUUUAUUGAAUGUUGAAUGUUGACUAAUGCGUCUUUGUGUUUGAGACCGUUGCUGUUAUACUGUGCAGUGUUAUGUACUAAAUAGUAAGCCAAUGCGCUACAGUGUUAACAUUAAAGUACUGUAGGGAUUGGGUGGGUGCAAGAGGUCGCAUUGGGUUCAUUACAGCUCAUUCCGACUCAACCAUAACCCAGAUUCCUACCACGGAUGUUUGUGUUCCAGAUAGAUCAGCCACGUUCUGAGAUGGAACCCUGGGGGAACAUUCUCAUUCCAUCCACACAUGUUCCAAUCAUUUCAGAGGCCUUUGUUGUCAAUGGUUUUAAAAUUCUAAAUCAUUGACAUUCUGUUAUAUUUGGUGCCAUUUUGGGGGUUGUUUUAGUGUUUUAAAUUGUUUCUUUAUUGUUGCCUUGCAGAUGUGCCUAUUCAUUUACGAAAACAACCAUUUUGAAACCAUUACAAUGUAUUAUAUAUUUUUGAAUCCAUCAUCUCAUCUAGGUUUUCAGGGUCUUGAUUGUACAGUGUAAUAAUGUGAGAACAGUCUGAGUCUGCACAAAUGUCUGCCCUAACAACAAGAAAACAUUGCUUUAUUUUGCAUCAGUGGAAUAGUAAAUGAAAUGCAUUGUUAUUUAGCUUUUAGCGCCCAAUGCCUUUGAAUCUGUGUUGUCAGUAACGGUAGAUUGACUGUUUUGACUCUUGCUUUUGCCUACAGUAAGUGCUGCAUAACAUAUGUACUGUAAGGUGCGGAAGGCCUCAGUCCUCUCCUCAGCAUAUGCUGUUUAAGGACUGGAUUCAAUCCGUAUCCCAGAAGAGCCGCGUUAAAAUGUAAAGGUUAUUUCCAAAUGAGCCGUCAUAUGCAGAGUUUACCGUAACAAUUGCCUUUGCAUUUCAAUCACGCUAUAAUGCAGAUCUUCUGUGAUACUUCUGCGAUAUGGAUUGAAACCAACCAGAUUCCAUAAUAUCAAAAUUAAAUGGAUAUCAUGGAUAUCAAAUACCUAGAGGAAUUUGCUGUGUUUCUUACCUUACUAUAACCUCUAAAGCUAAGGUGGCAUUACACUAAGGACCAAAACACAACCGCUUUGCCAUCGCAUGACUUUAUUUGAAUUUGAGUUUUUCACUAAGACAUUUUAGAAAAGUACUAGCGUGUGUGUGUGUGUGUGUGUGUGUGUGUGUGUGUGUGUGUGUGUGUGUGUGUGUGUGUGUGUGUGUGUGUGUGUGCAUGCACUCCUCCAUCCUACUCCCCUUUGAUGAGGUCAGGAAAUCUAUCUGGAAAUCUGAAAGUGAAAGAAACAGUUUUAUAGUUACAGCAUCAUGAUGUGGUUUCUGCAUUCAGACAAGAUCAUGCUACCAUUCAUUCGUAACUGAAUAGUGGCUCUGGCUAUGAAUACAAGCUAAUGUUAGUUAGUGAAUGACAUCUGCGGUGGCCAUAUACAGUUGAAGUCAGAAGUUUACAUACACCUUAGCCAAAUACAUUUAAACUCAGUUUUUCACAAUUUCUGACGUUUAAUCGUAGUAAAAAUUCCCUGUCUUAGGAUCACCACUUUAUUUUGUGAAAUGUCAGAAUAAUAGUGGAGAAUGAUUUAUUUAAGGUUUUAUGUCUUUCAUCACAUUCCCAGUGGAUCAUAAGUUUACAUACAGUCAAUUUGUAUUUGGUAUUAUUGCCUUUAAAUUGUUUAACUUGAGUCAAACGUUUCAGGUAGCCUUCCACAAGCUUCCCACAAUAAGUUGGGUGAAUUUUAGCCCAUUCCUCCUGACAGAGCUGGUGUAACUGAGUCAGGUUUGUAGGCCUCCUUGCUCGCACACACUUUUUCAGUUCUGCCCACGAAUUUUCUAUAGGAUUGAGGUCAGGGCUUUGUGAUGGCCACUCCAAUACCUUGACUUUGUUGUCCUUCAGCCAUUUUGCCACAACUUUGGAAGUAUGCUUGGGGUUAUUGUCUAUUUGGAAGAACCAUUUGCGACCAAGCUUUAACUUCCUGACUGAUGUCUUGAGAUGCUGCUUCAAUAUGUCCACAUCAUUUUCCUGCCUCAAUGCCAUCUAUUUUGUGAAUUGCACCAGUCCCUCCUGCAGCAAAGCACCCCCACAACAUGAUGCUGCCACCCACGUGCUUCAGGCCUGGGAUGGUGUUCUUCGGCUUGCAAGCCUCCCCCUUUUCCUCCAGAUGGUCAUUAUGACAGUUAUAUUUUUGUUUCAUCAGAUCAGAGGACAUUUCUCCAAAAAGUACGAUCCUUGUCCCCAUGUACAGUUGCAACACCGUCGUCUGGCUUUUUUAUGGCGGUUUUGGAGCAGUGGCUUCUUCCUUGCUGAGCGGCCUUUCAGGUUAUGUCGAUAUAGGGCUAGUUUUACUGUGGAUAUAUAGUUUUACUUCCUUUGUUCUCUACUCCCCGCCUUCCAUUAUCCUUCUCACUCUCAUCUGCUCCAUUUCCUUCUUCACCCUCUUCUCCAUGUACUUCCUUCUCUUCCUUUGUUCUCUACUCCCCGCCUUCCAUUAUCCUUCUCACUCUCUCAUCUGCUCCAUUUCCUUCUUCACCCUCUUCUCCAUGUACUUCCUUUCUCUCUCCCUCUUUUUCUUUUCCAUUUCCUCCUUCCCUUUUCCACCUUUUUCACUCUCCUGAAUCAUCUCGUUCAAUCCAAAACGCAGUUUCUUCUCUAUGGUGGCAUCCUAAGGGGACAACCGGUGUGGAGUGGGUGCAGCCCAUUUUGAGACAUUGUUGAAAGAAGAUUGGGCUUUCAACGCAUAGAUCUGCUGAUGACGGCAUGUCUCUGAUGACAUGAAAAGUGCAUUUCAGGAGGUGAAAAGUGCAUUUCAGGAUAUUAUGUAGGCUACAUAGAGAAAAUGUUUACUUUUUUUUUUUUUUCAAUAGAAGGGAUAUUAUAAUAUAAUUUAACUGUCAUCCAAAGUGUAUUACAGUGAGUGAAUAUAACUGACUGAAUCUGAAAAGGAAAGGGGUGAGAUACUCAUGCCGUCCAGGUUCAGUAAUGUUCACACACACGCGCUUUACCCUCGGCUUGUAACAAUAAAGACUAUCUCCCUUCAAAAAGGUA
Molecule: messenger RNA, 4902 nt
Organism: Oncorhynchus kisutch (coho salmon)
Lineage: Eukaryota; Metazoa; Chordata; Actinopteri; Salmoniformes; Salmonidae
Product: tricarboxylate transport protein B, mitochondrial
Exons: 9
Coding region: 423-1376 (317 amino acids)
Biological process (GO): mitochondrial citrate transmembrane transport
Cellular component (GO): mitochondrion
Molecular function (GO): citrate secondary active transmembrane transporter activity
Source: RefSeq, a predicted model, not a curated record